GCAGCAAGGGGGCCCUGCCCGUCACAGGGGUGAGGGGCCAGCGGGCGCUCCUGGGGCAGGUCUGAGCCACGGGGGUGCGGGAGCCGGUCCUCUCCUUCAGGAGACACGUUUCUGCCCUCCCACUUCCUUUGAUGAAAUCCACCAACCAUAAAAUUCACCAUUUUUUUUUAUAGCAGCUGCGCUGGGUCCGGCCAUAUUGGAGCUUUGGAAAUAAAGCGGCUCUAAUUUUCUAUGUGCCCUGGAAAUAAAGCCGUGCAUUUGAAAAAACCAAACCCACCACCACCUCCACCUGCCAGCCCAGGCCCACAGCCAUCUCCACGCACGGGGCCCUGACCAUGGGCCGGGGACCGUGGCUCCUGCAGCCCUGCCUGUGCCUCUCGGGGCUCAGCUUGCUCUUCUCGCUGGCGCCCCCCAGCCUGGGCAUGGAGGUCAUGGCGCCCGUCACCAUCAACGCCCUCAACGGCUCCUCCGUGCGCCUCCCCUGCACCUUCAACUCCUGCUACAAGGUGGAGAACAAGCAGUUCUCCCUCAACUGGACGUACCAGGUCUGCGACAACUGCACUGAGGAGCUGUUCCUGCAGUUCCGGCUGAAGAUCAUGAACAAGCAGCUGGACCGCUUCGGGGACCGGGUGCAGUUCACCGGGAACCCUAGCAAGUACGACGUGUCCUUCACCCUGCGGGAUGUGCAGCUCGAGGACGAGGGCACCUACAACUGCUACGUGCUGAACCCCCCGGACCGGCACCGGGGCCACGGCCGCAUCCACCUGAAGGUCCUCACCGAAGAGCCCCCGAAGCGCGACUCAACGGUGGCCGUCAUCGUGGGUGCCUCGGUGGGCGGCUUCCUGGCCGUGGUGAUCCUGGUGCUGGUGAUUGUCAAGUGCGUGCGGAGGAAAAAGCAGCAGCGGCUCAACACAGACGACCAGAAGACGGAGGAGGAGGGCAAGACCGACGGCGAAGGCAACCCGGAGGACGGCACCAAGUAGCCGCCCGCCCCGCCCGCCCCUGUACAGCGUGACCCCUCGAUGUGCUUCCCGAGCAAGGAUGUCUGUCUCCCCGGAACUGCCCAGCACCCUCCAUCUCCCGGCCCCCCAGGGCUCCCGGUGCCAGCAGGGCGCGGUGAGGUGCGUGCGGCGCGGGGGCGCUGGGCAGGGAGGGGAGCUCGGCUGAGCGCCACGAGCCCGUCCCUGCGCCAGGCCUGGGGCAGCCGGUGCCCAGCUCUCACCAUGAGGCGGGGGGGGUCUGUGUCCCCCCGGGCAGGGCUGCGGAGAGGCUG
Messenger RNA from Gavialis gangeticus (Gharial), 1273 nucleotides. It is a transcript of the gene SCN2B, whose product is annotated as sodium voltage-gated channel beta subunit 2. The transcript has 5 exons. The record is from RefSeq and is a predicted model, not a curated record. NCBI's taxonomy places the organism in Eukaryota, Metazoa, Chordata, Crocodylia, Gavialidae. Gene Ontology annotation, cellular component: membrane. The coding region runs from base 336 to 983 and encodes 215 amino acids.